GAGGCCUAUGUGGCUAGGCGAGACCGCCGAGGAAGAGAGCUAGCUCUUAAUGCUGGUUUGGGGGCCUGCGUUUUCCUAGCUCGUCGAUGGGUGCAAUCCUGGCAUUUUUCUUUCAGCCCCAAAGAAAAGCCGCACCUAUUUAUUUCUAGGACUUCGAGAUUUAAGACGGGGGGAAGAGAGGAGGAAGACUUCGUCUGUCUUUAGGGCUGCAAGAUUUUUUGUGACACCUUAAAUAUGAGCCCUACACAGUGGGACUUCCCUGUGGAAUUAUGUUGUCGGCCUAUGGCUUUUGUUACUCUUACGGGCCUGGAUGUAGUUUAUAAUGCUGUCCAUCGAGCUGUCUGGGAUGCUUUUUGUGCCAAUCGGAGAGCUGACCGGGUACCAAUUUCUUUCAAAGUGCUCCCAGGCGACCAUGAGUAUCCCAAAUGUAGGCCCAAGAGAACUUCGUACGAAUGGUACAUUCCUAAAGGGAUUUUAAAGACUGGUUGGAUGAAUAAGCAUCUGAAUCUGGUGCCAGCCCUAGUGGUUGUGUUCUAUGAACUGGACUGGGAUGAACCUCAGUGGAAAGAAAAGCAGUCCGAGUGCGCCACCAGAGUGGAAAUAGUCAGGCAAAGUUUACAAGGAAGAAACACAAAAGUUGCAGUGGUUCUAAUUCAGAAGAAAACCCCUUUGCCCCCAGGAGAAGAUGUCAUUGCUUCAGAAAGGGCUGCAGCUUUAUGCAAUGCAUGUGAGCUCUCAGGAAAGUCUUUGUUUGUACUGCCACACACCGACCACCUGGUGGGCUAUAUUAUAAGAUUAGAAAAUGCCUUUUAUGAACAUGCACAGACUUAUUACUACACUGAGAUCAGAAGAGUGAAAUCUCAUAAAGAAUUUUUGAAUAAAACAACACACCAGCUUUUAUUUGUUAGACAUCAGUUCAAGAUAGCUUUCUUCAGUGAGUUGAAACAAGAUACACAAAAUGCUCUAAAGAAUUACAGGACCGCCUAUAAUCUUGUACAUGAAUUGAGAGCCCAUGAAACUAAUAUUCUGGAAAUUAAGACUAUGGCAGGAUUUAUAAACUACAAGAUCUGUAGGUUAUGUUUUCAACACAACACCCCAUUGGAUGCGAUUGCUCAGUUCCGAAAACACAUUGACUUGUGUAAGAAAAAAAUUGGAAGUGCGGAGUUGUCUUUUGAGCAUGCUGCAUGGAUGUCUAAACAAUUCCAGGCCUUUGGAGAUUUAUUUGAUGAAGCUAUUAAGUUAGGGUUAACAGCUAUUCAGACUCAGAAUCCUGGUUUCUAUUACCAGCAGGCUGCGUACUAUGCCCAGGAGCGGAAGCAGCUUGCAAAAACCCUCUGUAACCAUGAAGCUUCUGUAAUGUAUCCCAAUCCUGAUCCCUUAGAAACACAAACAGGCGUUCUUGACUUUUAUGGACAAAGAUCAUGGCGACAAGGAAUACUAAGUUUUGAUCUUUCUGAUCCUGAAAAAGAGAAGGUAGGAAUUCUUGCCAUUCAGCUGAAGGAGAGAAAUGUUGUUCACUCUGAAAUAAUAAUAACUCUUCUGAGCAAUGCUGUUGCACAAUUCAAGAAGUAUAAGUGUCCAAGAAUGAAAAGCCAUCUAAUGGUUCAAAUGGGAGAGGAAUAUUAUUAUGCAAAGGAUUAUACCAAAGCUUUGAAGUUGCUGGAUUAUGUGAUGUGUGAUUAUCGGAGUGAAGGAUGGUGGACUUUACUAACGUCUAUAUUGACUACAGCUCUGAAGUGUUCUUACCUCAUGGCCCAGUUGAAAGAUUACAUUACUUAUUCCCUAGAACUCCUUGGAAGAGCUUCAACUUUGAAAGAUGACCAGAAAUCUCGGAUAGAAAAGAACCUCAUAAAUGUUUUAAUGAAUGAAAGUCCUGAUCCAGAACCUGACUGUGAUAUCUUAGCUGUGAAAACUGCUCAGAAGCUGUGGGCGGACCGAGUUUCUCUGGCUGGCAGCAAUAUCUUCACAAUAGGAGUACAGGACUUUGUGCCGUUUGUACAAUGCAAAGCCAAGUUUCAUGCCCCAAGCUUUCAUGUUGAUGUUCCUGUUCAGUUUGAUGUUUAUCUGAAGGCUGAUUGUCCACAUCCCAUUAGGUUUUCCAAGCUCUGUGUGAGCUUUAAUAAUCAGGAAUACAACCAGUUUUGUGUAAUAGAAGAAGCAUCCAAAGCAAGUGAAGUUUUAGAAAAUUUGACUCAAGGAAAGAUGUGCUUAGUUCCUGGUAAAACAAGAAAAUUGUCAUUUAAAUUUGUUGCAAAAACUGAAGAUGUGGGAAAGAAAAUUGAGAUUACUUCAGUGGAUCUUGCUCUGGGCAAUGAGACGGGAAGAUGUGUGGUUUUAAAUUGGCAGGGAGGAGGAGGAGAUGCUGCUUCCUCCCAAGAAGCUUUACAGGCAGCUCGAUCCUUCAAAAGACGACCUAAGCUCCCCGACAAUGAGGUUCACUGGGACAGCAUCAUCAUUCAGGCAAGCACAAUGAUCAUUUCCAGAGUUCCAAACAUUUCUGUACAUCUGCGACAUGAGCCUCCUGCCCUGACUAAUGAAAUGUAUUGUUUGGUUGUGACUGUUCAAUCCCAUGAAAAGACCCAAAUCAGAGAUGUGAAGCUCACUGCUGGCUUAAAACCAGGACAGGAUGCCAAUUUAACUCAGAAAACUCAUGUGACUCUUCAUGGAACAGAACUGUGUGAUGAGUCCUACCCGGCUUUACUCACUGACAUUCCCAUCGGAGACUUACGACCAGGGGAACAGCUGGAAAAAAUGUUAUAUGUUCGCUGUGGAACAGUGGGUUCAAGAAUGUUUCUCGUGUAUGUUUCUUACCUGAUCAAUACAACCGUUGAAGGAAAAGAAAUUGUUUGCAAGUGUCACAAGGAUGAAACUGUAACAAUAGAAACAGUCUUUCCUUUUGAUGUUGCCAUUAAAUUUGUUUCUACAAAGUUCGAGCACCUGGAAAGGGUUUAUGCUGACAUCCCCUUCCUGUUGAUGACAGACCUGUUAAGUGCCUCACCUUGGGCCCUCACUAUUGUGUCCAGUGAACUACAGCUUGCUCCCUCCAUGACCGCAGUGGAUCAGCUAGAGUCCCAAGUAGACAAAGUUGUCUUACAGACGGGAGAGAGUGCCAGUGAAUGCUUUUGUCUUCGAUGCCCAUCUGUUGGAAAUGUUGAAGGUGGAGUAGCAACUGGGCAUUAUAUUAUCUCCUGGAAGAGGGCUUCAGCCAUGGAAAACAUCCCCGUCAUCAGCACUGUCAUCACUCUGCCACAUGUGAUUGUGGAAAAUAUCCCUCUUCAUGUGAAUGCAGAUCUGCCAUCAUUUGGGCGUGUCAGAGAAUCAUUACCUGUCAAGUAUCACCUACAGAAUAAGACUAACUUAGUCCAAGAUGUGGAAAUUUCUGUGGAGCCCAGUGACGCCUUCAUGUUCUCAGGUCUCAAACAGAUUCGAUUGCGUAUCCUACCUGGCACUGAACAGGAAAUGUUAUAUAAUUUCUAUCCACUAAUGGCUGGAUACCAGCAGCUGCCGUCUCUCAACAUCCACUUGCUCAGAUUUCCCAACUUCACAAAUCAGCUGCUCAGGCGUCUUAUACCUACCAGUAUUUUUGUAAAGCCACAGGGCCGACUCAUGGAUGAUACCUCUAUUGCUGCUGCGUGAUGUUCAAGGCCAGCCCUUGGCUGUUCUUACAGAGAAGUUGGGAAGAGCCAUGUAGGUGUUUCAUUGUGAACUGUAGCUUGGAUCAUGGUAAAAAGUUAAUCUUUUCUAUUUUUUAAUGUAUAUUAUACCAACUUCAGAGGAACUCAUACUUAAAAUAUUAGGAAAAUCUAUACUCUCUUAUAGUUUCUCUAAUAAAUAUUUGAAAUCUGUCAUUGUGACAUAAAAGGUAUCAGACCAUUGUUAUUAUUCGAUGGAAGUCAUUUUAUAAAUAGUAAAUUCUAUUAAAAGUGAUUUAUGUGUACAAUAUCAGAGGAAAAUUAAGGAUCUCAAAUAUGACCGGACAAAGAGAGGAAAAUACACCAAUAUCUGUGCCAGUAAAGUUGUGAAUUCCCUGAAUCUCUUUCAUAGUUGGCUGAACUGGAGAUAAAUCCAUCCUCAUAAAUUCAGUGUGUGCUCAGAGUAUACACACAACGUGAGCAGUUGUAUUACUGAUAUGGAAAACUUCCAGAAAGUUUUAAUCAAAGCAGUUUAAUUAAGGUGUCAAAAAUAUCUUUGCCUACUAUCAAAAGUGUCAGAAAGGUUCAGCUUGCAGCUAAAAUGUGGAUCAUUUAUGACCAACUUCAUAUUUUUGGAGGUGUUAAUAAGAUCUUCAUCUGAAAGGAUCUGAGCUGCCAGGUUCUGAUUAUAAGCAUGAUUUCCUAAACUAAAAGUUUUCAGAAAAGAUGCAAGGUCUGAAAAAGAGCUUUUGGUUAUGUUGUGCAGUUUUAAAAGGACUAUUUAAAACUCUUGAAAAUCCAUGUAAAUAAAAAUCAUAGGAUGAAAAUUUUCUUUGUUAAAAUAUCGUAAUAAUUUAAAACUACCUGAUUUCCUGGAAAAUUUUAUUAUUUAAAAAGUGGAGGCAUUGUAAAAAGAAAAUAGUGAUGUAAAUAAACAUGUUCUCUUUCAAA
Lemur catta (Ring-tailed lemur) is the source of this 4583-nucleotide messenger RNA. It is a transcript of the gene TRAPPC11, whose product is annotated as trafficking protein particle complex subunit 11. The transcript has 30 exons. Lineage: Eukaryota; Metazoa; Chordata; Mammalia; Primates; Lemuridae. The record is from RefSeq and is a predicted model, not a curated record. Bases 235 to 3636 code for a protein of 1133 amino acids.